UCUUCAAGCCUAGUGCCGAUGGCAUUCAUUGAUAUUCGUGGUCGGAAUACGGCAGCGAGCGGUGAGCCUCUCUCUCCUUCUGUGUCUUUCAUUUCAGAGAUGUCCGAAAGCGUCAUCUUUUGUGAACGGUGCCGUUUUGUUCACUGUUGCUUCGCGAACCGUGACACGACACGCUCACGUAAACGCCCAUGCUAAAUUUAUCUCGCGUAUCGAAGCCGCACAAUAUUCUUCUAGUUUACCGUAGCAUCGGGCUAGCCACACGCGCGCGUACAUUGUGCCACGAAACGAAGGAUUCCUUGUGAAAUUAUUAGGCAACCGUCUUAUCGUGAUUUAGGAUAUUGACCCUUUAAAGAACUUGUGAUAUGCUCUUUGAGCACGUGUAAAAGAUUCGACAGAAGUACGUCCAGUCGAACAAUAAUUGACAAUCCAAUGAUGACCUUGGCAGAACGUACAAAACGAAAGUUUUAAAAGAUGCAGCGGGAAAAUGUUGUAUUAAUCACUUUUGAUAGAAUACAUAAACGAUGUCGCUUAAAAGCAUUUUAGUCUAUCUGGGAAAAAAUUGAAAAUUAUAUGUUAUAAUUUUAAGAAUAAUAGAGAAAGUGCGAACAUCUGCCGCUCACUGCGUAAACGAUGUUUAACGUUGAUGAUAAGCCGCGCAUAAGUGAGAGCCUUCCUGUUGAAUCGCAUUUCGUUUGCUCGUGGCUACGUAGCGUAGAAGAAACAACUCGGUAUUGCUUUUCACACAUUUCCCGAUGAGAUGCAAACCAACGCUAACUACCAACACGUACUUAGGCAAAUGUCGAACUUAUACUAUUCGCGCCGAAAGUGGAUUUUUCUGAUCACGCUGAUUUUGUGCGUAGUUCUCAUUGUUCUUGUCACGAAGUAUCCGUUUGUUAAAAAUAAUAUAAUAGUACGCGAUACGUACCUGGACAAUGUACCCGCAGAUUUAUAUCAAACAGUGUUGGACACAUGGUACAACUUUUCCAAUAAUGAAAAAUGGUACAACAAGAAGAAUUUAUCCGCCUUGAGCUCAAAAGCCUUUCAUAAUUUAUUGGCCGAUAUUCAUCAAAAUUGGAUAAUAUGGAAUCAUAAUCCGAAAGAGUCAUAUAUGCUUCAAGAACCAGAUGUAGAAGAUCCGUCGAUGGGACAGUCAACUGCGAUACGCGAAAUUUUAAACGAUAAGAAAAAUGGAUUUUUCAUAGAAUGUGGCGCGUAUGACGGGGAAAUACGUAGCAAUACAUUGUUUCUAGAGCGAUUUAAAGGAUGGUCAGGUCUCUUGAUAGAAGCUGAUCCUAUUAAUUUCACGAAGAUGUUGCAAAAGAACAGAAAGGCCUAUCUCUCGCCAACGUGUCUUAGCAUUACUAAGAAUCCUACGGUGGCAUCCUUUCUCAUGGCCAGGAAUGUAGGUCGUCUACACGAACCCGAGAACAGGACGGAGGAUAUGCCCGCAAAUACGCUUGACGUGGCUUACACGGGCAACCACGUUCGCGUGCAAUGCUUUCCAUUAACACAUUACAUCGCCGCGUUGGAAAUCAAAACGAUCGAUUAUUUCAGCCUCGACAUAGAAGGCAAUGAGAUCGACGUAUUAGAAACAAUACCAUUUAACGAAGUGGACAUAAAGACUCUCUCUGUGGAGUAUAUACACAAUAAAAAAGGACGAAAAUACUUGGUCGAUAUGAUGGAACAUCGGGGGUACUAUGUUUACAGUUUGGUCACGCAUCCGGACAACUUAGCGAAUGAUAUUAUUUUUGUAAAACGCAACACGUGACGGGUGAAUACGAAUAGAUAGAAAUUACGUAUAAAGAGUAAAUAACAAUCUAAUUAUUUUAAUAAUGUCUAAUCUCUUGAUAUUAUUAAAAUAAUUUAAUCUCUUUGAUGUAUUAGUCUAUAUGUAUAAUUAUAACAAUACCAUGUCUUCAUCAAGAAUGAUAUAUCAUGCGAAUAAAUAUUUGGAAUUGGUAAUGAAAACAUUUUUUUGUAUUAUACCAGAUAUUUACAAAAUCAUGUUUUUAUAACUUUAUUUUUUUAGUAUUUUUAUAAUUAUAUUCUAUAUUAAUAAAAUAAAGUGCUUUUUUUUU
Molecule: messenger RNA, 2078 nt
Organism: Atta colombica
Lineage: Eukaryota; Metazoa; Arthropoda; Insecta; Hymenoptera; Formicidae
Product: protein Star-like
Exons: 7
Coding region: 758-1768 (336 amino acids)
Source: RefSeq, a predicted model, not a curated record